Phycomyces blakesleeanus NRRL 1555(-) is the source of this 711-nucleotide messenger RNA. RefSeq lists its product as hypothetical. The transcript has 7 exons. The record is from RefSeq and is a predicted model, not a curated record. The coding region runs from base 1 to 711 and encodes 236 amino acids. NCBI's taxonomy places the organism in Eukaryota, Fungi, Mucoromycota, Mucoromycetes, Mucorales, Phycomycetaceae.
AUGAAUAAAAAUAUGAUACUGAUAUUGUGCAGAGAUGUCAGCAAGAUGAAUUAUGUGCAUUGUAGAAGAGGAAUGUUACUAGCAUGGGGUACCAUAAUUUCAAAUGAGUACAAUCUUGGUGAUGAUAUGAUGAUAUCAUGUAAUGUCUGUUUCUCUACCAUUAUCUUCUAUGAUUUAGUUCUUAUGUUUUUAGUGUUAUUGACUAGAGUCUUAGUAUUUGUCUUAUGUAAAAUAAAUGUCGGCGAUAAAGAAGUAUAUAAAAUUAGGGGAAAGAGGUAUAGGGGUAUCGGGAGCAAGAUUUCCCAAGAAACCUGGGAGACCACUCUUGUCCCUCGAGACACGUCACUCGGUCGAUUCACCGUCGACGUCAACGCCCACGAGUCCGCACACGUGACAAACUAUAUCUUCCUCAAUGGUCUAGUGGCUAGGAUCCGACGCUCUCACCGUCGUGGCCGGGGUUCAAUUCCCCGUUGGGGAAAACAUUUUGUCAAAAUGUUAGCCAGUUUGCUAUCUAAGAGUGUCAGACAUUAUUUUGAUGAAUCUGUAAAAUCUGAAGAUAUAAAAGGAAGAUUAACCCAGAUUGGGAAUGACAAGAGUGUCAUACCCAAAUUCUUGUCAGCCAAUCUGGAUGACAAUUAUACAGAAUUCUCUUUUGAGAACAACGACCAAAGUGAUUUCCUUUUGCUCACAAAAGAAUUAGAAAGCACAUAG